Molecule: messenger RNA, 375 nt
Organism: Volvox carteri f. nagariensis
Lineage: Eukaryota; Viridiplantae; Chlorophyta; Chlorophyceae; Chlamydomonadales; Volvocaceae
Exons: 4
Coding region: 1-375 (124 amino acids)
Source: RefSeq, a predicted model, not a curated record
AUGCUUCAAGCUGCCCGUGGGCAUUCUGUAAGCAGCGGUCACCCUGUUUUUGUGAAGCCUCCGCUGACGGGCCAGUGCCGGCACGCAAGUCAGGUGUUCGAACCUGCCUUGGUACCUCGAGCUGCAUCUGCUGGCAUGCAUGUUACCACCUGUCCCCCAUGUGGGCUGCCGCUUCGGUUCCUGGAGCUCCCAACAACGGACGUUACAGCGGCUGCGGUGGAGCUGCAGGCGCAAGUGCCAGGAAUUGAUUCGAAAGCCACCGUGGAGCGGGUUAACGAGACAGUGACAGCCAUUUCAGGGCAGGGGUGUCGCUUUACAGAGCUAGAAAACCACCUUGUAUUUUGCAAGGACUUCGAGGCCUUACAUCCGGCAUGA